Messenger RNA from Mytilus trossulus (common blue mussel), 660 nucleotides. RefSeq lists its product as uncharacterized. The coding region runs from base 1 to 660 and encodes 219 amino acids. NCBI's taxonomy places the organism in Eukaryota, Metazoa, Mollusca, Bivalvia, Mytilida, Mytilidae. The transcript has a single exon. The record is from RefSeq and is a predicted model, not a curated record.
AUGGAUUUGAAUAAGCUGAAAUCGAUAAGGAAAGCGAACAGAAGUGUAGUUACAAGACAUUUACGGAAAAUCGACGAUUUGAAAAACGAAGCGGAGUUAGCCAGGGUAGAUCUUUUUGCGACAUUCGAGAGUGUGGAACAGAAGAAGAAACUUUUAGAAGAUUUGAAUCAACAAAUUAUAAGUGCAAUCGAUGCAGAAGAUAUUGAAGAAGAAAUUCUCAACACAGAUGAGUAUACUUUAGAUUUAGAAACUAAACUAAAACACUUGCGUAUAUUCAUACAAAGUUUAGACAAUUCGAACAAUCAUACAAAUCAACAGUCAAAUUCAUCAUAUCAAAUAUUGAAUUAUGAAGCAUCACCAUUUAUUCCAACUACAUGUAUUGAAAAUCAACAACAGAGCUAUAUCGCACCGUCAAUGUCAACGUUUAGCAAUCAAACACACCACCUUCCGAAAUUAACUUUGCACAAUUUCAGUGGAAAUAUUAUUGAAUGGCAAUCUUUCUGGGAUUCUUUCGAAUCAGCAGUACAUAUGAACCCGAAUCUACCAGAUAUUCAGAAAUUCAACUAUUUAAAAUCACAACUUGGAGGUGAAGCUUCACAUACGAUUGAUGGGUUCGCAUUGACAAACGCUAAUUACAAGGAGGCAAUUAAUGUAUUAUAA